This is a messenger RNA of Spirodela intermedia, 9805 nucleotides long. The record is from the annotation of a GenBank genome assembly. Lineage: Eukaryota; Viridiplantae; Streptophyta; Magnoliopsida; Alismatales; Araceae.
AUGAGUGUGCCAGCAUCCUCUCUCGGCGCAAUUUGGCCGAGCCUCAUGUUUCUGCGGAACGAUCGAGACCUGCCCGCUGUAGAGGAAUUGCAGAAGCAGAAGGAAAACCUCGUACCCGACCGAAUUCACUGGAAUCACAAGGGAGCUUGCUGCGCUUCCGGCAGCCCCCCUCGGAGAAGUCGUCGACGAGGAGGAAGGUGAGAAAGCACCUCCCCGCUGGUAGUGACCGUGGUCAUGAAAGAGGGCGGCGCUGCCAGGGAAGGGGCUGUCCGCCCCGCAGAAAAACUUGCGGAAGAAGAGAGAGCGGGCGGCGAGGAUGCAGCGGUGGGCGUGGACGAGGCGGCCCUCUACGCUGAAGGUGACGUCGCUGAAAGCCUGCCCAUUGAUCAACAGGUUCAAGUAGUCGAGCGACAGGGACUUGAGCGACUCCUCCAGGCUCAUCUUUUUUUUAUCCGAUUCUCUCUCUCUCACACACUCUCUCUCUCUCUAUAUCUUUCUCCCCUCUCUCUUCCUCCCUCUCUUAACUGCUACUGCUACUAUCACUUUUAUUCGCUCUCCCUCUCUCUCUCUCUCUCUCUCUCGCUCCGUCUAUUUUACCGUGGCCACAACAGCAGCCUUCCACAAUCGACACAGUAGGCACUGCCGCAAAAGAAAAGACGGAGAAGGAGAUGAUGUGACGAUGAUGAUCAGGGGUGCGACGAAGAGCCAGCAAUUGUGCCGAGAGGUUGUAGUGGGGAAAGGGUGAUGGGAUGAGGGUAGGUUUCCCUACUCUCCUUUUCUUUUCCUGCUCCUCCGCUCUCCGCCUCAGUCCGCUCCUCUUCUCCACUGUUGCUGCAAGUUUGUUCUGAAAGCUCUUGUUCAUCUGGCUCUCAUCCUGCAGCUUCUGAUGAUGGAUGGGAUUGUGUGGCUCGGCAAAUUUUUUCCUUCUGUCCUCUGGAGAGGAGAGAGAAAACAGAGAGAGAGAGAGAGAGAGAGUCUAAGAGAGAGGGGGAAUGGGGUUGAUAGUGGAAAGACGAAGCAAUUUGGAUGGCUAGGAUGGGCGGUGGGACAUAUAAAUAAUAGAGGAGAGAUAAGGACGCCGGGAUUUGACGUCUGAGAAAGACAACCGCUGUGAUGUCUAAGAGAGAGCAUCCCAAAUGCUCAAAACGAAAUUACGAUAUUACUAUCUUUCAAACUUCGCCGGGCUGGCUCAUUUUAGUCAUCAUGAACUACAUACAUCGACACAUAUUACAUCAUAAAAUAUUUUCAUUUAGAUAUGGCAAAUCAAUGUGAGGAAAGCUCCCUGCUUUCGAUACGUUACGUUGGGAUACCGACACACUAGCAACGUUUAUAUUGAAUUUAGGGAGGGAAGCCGAAAGAGUCUGCCGCUAAUGCACGAUUGGAAAAGGGUUGCACAGAUGUGCUUACAGUCCUGUAACAUCAUUCUAUUAGUAGUUAGAAAGUCUCCAUCAGUAUUUCCCGAGGAGUUCCAGUUAACAGUCAAAUCUAGUAAAAGAUGAAGCCCGUUGAUAUUCCAUCAUAGACUCAUGAAAUCAAUGAGUUGGGAAGAGUUUUGACUUUCAUGGUUUAUUAAUUUCCCCUCGUCUGUUGGAUUUUCAGUGUCUCUAGCGACUUCUAAACCCUACUUGGCACAUUCCAUGAUGGCUUCGCUAUUGACAUCGUUGAGAAGCUUCAGGAGAUUCCUAUGGUAUUGGAUUCAACCCUCUCUAUCUAAGCGUAAUAGCGGCUGAUGAUCUGUGAGAUAAAGGUGAGGUCGCAUCUGUUCUGCCUCCAUCCUCAGUGUAAUACUUCAACUAUUAUACUACUGUAUCAAAAGUGUUCGAAUUUUAUAAAGGAGGGGACCUACACAAGGAUUGGGCUUCCUGUUUCAAAUAUUUUAUACUGUUCCCCGAGUUUUACCAAGGAUUGACUGGUUUUCUAACAGGGUGGGGGGAGAGGAUGGAGUUAGCGGAGAUCACUCUAGACCUGCCUUAUCUUUGUGUUUUCUCUUCCUCACGAUGACUGUAUCAAGUUGAGAUGGAGGCAUGGCUGGUGACCCUUCGGCGCUGAUGAUGGCGAUGCCCAACGAUGAACCGACAAAGGCAGCCGGUAUUGGCGGAGGGGGUGGGGUGCGAGGGAGAGGACGUUCUUAAAAAAUCAGAUGCUACUGUUGAUCUGUAUCGCGCACAGUGUUCACAUUGAGUUCGCCCUACGCCCUACUCCUUUGGUUCAAGGCCAGGGUUGCAUGCAUUCCAUACGGCCUGUCGGGUUUACUCCAGGAGGCAGCAAUAGAAAGUGAAGAGAGGAGAGAGGAGAGAGGGGGGAGGGGGGAGAGAGAGAGAGAGAGCGAGAGAGAGAUAGAGAGAGAGGAGGAAGAGGGAGAGGAGGAAGGGAGAGAAACACUCCAUGAAACGAAGCGGUAAGCCCUUGACAGUGUAAACAAAGCUGUGAAAGAGCCAGAUCUUCUCCUAUUCGGCCUGUCUCUCACUCCAUGUCCAAGGUGAUAUAUUGGGAAGAAAAGCUGAAGAACAUGAGCGAGAAGAUGAAAGCUUAUCUCCUGGUAGCUACACAAAUUCUACUUCUAAUCACCUCGGCAGCUGGAAUGAGGUGUCUCAGUCAGCUCCCACAAUCACGCUCAUCUCCCCUCCCCUCCCCUCCCCUCCCUUUUCUUGGUUUGUGCUUCUCUCCCACUCGUUGUUUCCUCGAAAUAGAAGGUUCGGUUUCUCAAAGAGAUAGCUGUUAUGCUCCGAUCGUAUGCUAUUUGAAGGCACACUUGAUGUAAUUCCUAGAACAUGAGGCCAGACGGGGACAAGGUGAGUGAAGAGAUUAGAUACAUGGUUGCGAAACGGGACUGUAAGUAGAGAGAGAGAGCGUGAGGGAUUGGAGCGCAGGAGGGGUCGUCCACCGCGCAUCGAGGACGGCGCCGUCCCGGGGGGCCAAAUCGCUUGGCCUCUCUCCUCACUUCUCUCUUCUUCUUCUUCUUCUUCUUCUUCUUAGAAAUGCAUCCCGCCGCUUCUCCAUCGUACGUGUCUGCAGACGGCCGCUGCAGAGAGCUCCUGGUGUUUCCUGGUGUUGUCGAGUUCUGGGGAGCGGCGCCAGGCCCUUGGGACAGAGAAUGGUGAACGCCGCGCCAUGCAUCGCUCCGAAGCCGGGCAGACUGGCCCUGCCACUACCCCAUGCAGCCUGAAAAGACGGCGAGUGAGACUGUUUGUGCCAGAGAAAGAGAGGACUGGACGAUACUAGUAGAGCGGGGGCAGAGCAUGCCCUACAUUACCGCGUAAAGCGGUCGGCUGGCACGUGCGAUUGUAGUACGAACUGGGUGUCUUGAAGCAGACGGGGACAGAGGGAAGAGAGAGACAGAGGGAGAAGUAGAUAGGGUGGCGGAGUGGGCCCAUUCAUUCACUCAUUUCCGUCUUCUUCCUCCCGCUCGUCCCCCGCUCUACUGCCUCCCUAGCUGCAACCUCCGCCGCUCUCCUCGGCCCCCGUUCUCUCUCUCUCGUUCUCACCCUAGUUUGUUUCCUAGAGACACGAUAUCCCGGCGAUUGACACAACACUGACUGUCUUAUGAUUUGAGUCGUUUGAAAAGACGUUUGACUAGUCACUCCCCACCCGAUCCAUCUCUGUUUCCAUACUUUUCAUGCCCCAUCCUUCACCGGCAUCUCUUCAGGCGCUCCCUCUCUCACUACACGUACCACUGUAUAGAGGUCAAUUGGGAGAACACGCAGUCGUGUACAUCACCACCUCCCACCUUGACCAGCUCCGGCUGGCACGCCGCGCCUGGGAAAGGCAAUGAGUCAGUCGUACAGAUCUUGUGCCUGGGCUCUGGCGCGCCGACCGCACCAUGCAUAAAACCUUCGAUACCUAAUGCUGCCGCGCCCGCCUAGUGGACCACGAGGGCCACACAUUCGGGGAGUCGGACAAGCGAACCGGAUGUAUCUCGAGUACUUUGCCAUGGGUUUCACGCAGAAGAAUGAUUAAGAGUGAAUAGAGGACGAGUUUGGCUCUUCCUCGUGGGCUCAAAAUGUAUGACGUUGGUUGUCUGAUGAUUAAUGCGUUACAUCUCAAACGUAUUCUGCUUGAAAGAGAAGAAGCCCUGUAUAUCUGUGGCGACGGAGAACGCGGUGAAAGAUGCAGGAGCUCCGCCAUGGGUCUUAGAACGUUAUAUGCGGCGACGGAGAACGCGACGAAAGAUGCAGGAGCUCCGCCAUGGGUAUUAGAACUUUAUUUGCAGCGACGGAGAACGCGGCGAAAGAUGCAGGAGCUCCGCCAUGGGUAUUAGAACUUUAUCUGCAGCGACGGAGAACGCGACGAAAGAUGCAGGAGCUCCGCCAUGGGUAUUAGAACUUUAUUUGCUGCAACGGAGAACGCGACUGCCGCGGAAGUCAAUCUGAAAGAGAUGAGCGGUAACUGAGAGGGGCACGGCGAAAGCGACCGCUCAUUAACUCGUGCGCUCCAUGGAUCUCCGUUGCUGGAAAACGACUUCAAAAGAGAUGAUCGCUGGGCAACUGGCCCUCGCGAGGAGCAUUUACUACACUGAGCGAUGACUGUUCAACUACCAGUUUCCGGACACUACAGCGUUGCCAGCCAGCAGUGCCUGCAGGACUACGCCAGAGGUCAAGAACUAUACGUCAAGUAAAGGGCAUGAGAGAGAGUGUGAGAGAGAGAGAGAGAGGAAGGAGAGAGGGGGGAGACAGAGGAAAGCCAAUUGAAUAGGUCUGCACCGGUAUUCCUCGGCUCCUACUAUAAAGACAUCAUUUCACGGGUGGCACAGAACUGGUAGGCUGCCUCCCAAUAAAGGAAAAGGAUGGCCAGUGUAGCAGUAAGGGAAUCUGUUAGGUCUGCCUACACUUGUACUUAAAUGACUCAACCUUCACCGUAGACUCAACAUUCAUUAGGCUAUUUUGUUCGUUCUCUCGCUCUAUAUAUAUAUAUCUCUUACUCACCCUCUCUCUUUCUCUCUCUUUCUCUCUCUCUCGUCUAUACAUUCGCAAGCACCGAGGCCAUGGCUAACGCUACACUCCAAGGACGUUCCAUUUCAUGGCAUAACUCAUGCUUUUCCACUUGACACUGAAGAGAUGAGCUGAUCCUAAUUAAGAUUCUCAAAGGAGUAUAAUUAAACCAUCGAUCAAAAUUAGUCCGUUCGACUGUGAUUAUGAUGAUUCAGUUCAAAAUAUUAAAUGAUAUAAAGGAAAUUCUGGCAAAUGUUGAGAAUCCCACAGAUUCCUUGUCAGACUGCGCAUCUUAAUUUCUUGCUGGGUUUAUGUUAAACCCAAGAUAUGAGUAUUAAAAUUAUACCCGUGGAGGUCAACAUCUUAAAAUUACAUCCAUGAAGUGGUUCUCAAAGUCAACGGAGUAAAGAAAGCCUCGGUGUUAGUGAACAGAUGUUGGAAGAACAAAUUAUAUUUUUUAUUGCUCAUGGAUCUCCCCUGACAAAUAAUUGAAAUGAUAACAAAAUCAAGAUUCUUCAUAAUAAUGUUUUCAACAUUUUUCUUAAUAAUGAAAAAAAAUCGGGUCUUUGUUAUUUUUUUUAUUAACAGUUAUUUGAGGUCAGAAAUGUUUCGGACCCCUACAAGUCAUGAAAUUGAAGUCUACCUCUGUCAGGCUGACUGCACCCUCGAUUUCCUGUGUCAGGUAGGCCAUCCGCCACUCAUUUCUCGGAAGUCGUUCGACCUAUCUGGCAGUUGGGUUGAAAAAAAUAAAAGCGGUUCAAGAAGAUACAUCAGCCUACCUAUGCAGAACGGUCAAUCCGCCGCUGUCCUGCAACAAAAGAUGAGCAAUGAAUUCAUUAUUUAAUCUAGUAUCUCUGUCUGAGGGUUCUGCGGCGGACGACUUGAGAAGAUCAAUAAGAGACGCCCGGGGGAAUGUGAGUUAGGGGUCUUUGAAACGUGUUUCUGUCAUCUGGUGAUCGAAAUCCGACGUCUUUACGACCUCAUGAAUCUUCAAAUGAACUAAUGACCUUCUUUUGAUGUUUCCAGAACAUUUGUUUAUUAUAGCGUAGACUACACCAGGUACAUCAUGAGGUGAUUCUAUAGAACGAUCACGACUAAGAGAAAAAUGAGUUCAUAUUAUCGGAUCCUAAGUAUCAUUAUCAUGUUUGGUAUAUUUCAAAAUCUAGCGAAGUUUCCUCUUAAAUCAGACAGCAUCUGGUAAGUUUAUUCAAACAUCGUACGUCUCGUCAGUUUUGUUUGUAAAUAUUUAACUUACCUAAUAAUAUAAUCACGGCCUUCUCAAGAUUUCGGUUAAGAUUCAACUUUCAUACAUCUUCCGGGGUUGACAAUAUCAAUACCCACGGUUAUAAAAUGGAGGUGGCGGUGACAGUGACCUUAAAUACUAGGUAUGGAAGUAAAACUCCUUUAGACCAGGUCAUGGUAAGAUGUAUUGAUUCCAUCUGUAGCCAAGAGAUGGGAAAGUACACAUACAAGAGAUAGAUGAUACACAACUCUUUUGUCGAUCACUGUUCAAUGUUGGUAUUUAUUCAACAUUCCAAACUCAGUGGUUCUUUAUUCCAACAGUCUGUCAUUGAUAAAUGUCCACGAUAUGAACCAUAUGUACUGAUUAUUGACCGCUUGCGGCAUAACUUUUUGUUGAUUUUUUAUUUCAUGAUGAUAAGCGACGGGGGCCUUAAAGUCAAGCCAAUCGCAUAAAAUGAACAGUGUAACACUGGUUCCAAAUGAAACGUGUUUAUCCAACUUAUAUUUUUAACAUUAUAGGUCUGUCUCAACACAACAAUAGUUCCGUUCAUCUGCCCCGUGGACAGAAAUUAUCUGGGUUUACGUAAAUUAACACAUUCGCCGGAUCCCACAUAUUGGUCUAUUUAGUUACCACUGGUAAUCCUAAUGCGGAGUCUUUGAUGAGGGAUCCUAAAAGUUGUCUUCAUUCUCUGACAAUAAAACUUAUGGAAUCCGAGACUAUCACCCAAUGAUCUCUGUUAGAGACUACUGCCUCAAGAAAAGUACCUUCACGUACCUUCCUUUUCUUCACUUAGCGCCAGUCUCUUUCGGAGAUUUCCUCACCUUUGGUCUCUUUCGGUCAUCUUACAUUCAUCUUGCGUAGAUUUUAUCGUUGUUUUCUUAUCUUCUUCGCCUCAUAUGUUUCACUGAGAUGGGCUAUACUAAUUCUGCCUCUGCGUAUGCCUAUAGUUGAUCUCAGUCACCUUGUCCUUGGCCCCCUCUUCCUGACAGACCAGCUGCAACGAUAAUUGUCUUUUGAGUUUGGCAGAAGGCACCUUCUUUUGCAAGCCAAGCCGAAAUUCCCCAAUAAAGCUGCUAGUACCAGGUGAACUCAUAUUGGCCUGGCAGAACUCCCAGCACGAUGGCCUAGUAACUCAAACUCAAAAAUGAUCUGACCUUAUUCAAAAUAAUCCAUUUUAAAUAAAGAAUGCAUCUUAUUAGAUCAAUCAUUUGUUCAACGGUAUCUCUAUCAUUGGACGAGGGAUAUGAGCCCUAUCAAGAUUAGGGAAGAAGUACUGAGAAAAUGCAGCCAUCGAGGUGUUGUAAUACGUGUGGGGAACGAAAGAGGGUUCGCAUGUAACAAACUUGGUGGUCCCAUUCGUGGGUGUUAUUCUUUUUUCCCUAUGCUUUUUCCCGUGUCGAGAUUUUCAACGUGCAACCUUCUGUGAUUUUCUCGGACCUCUUUUCUUUGUACUUACUCCACUUGAUCGUUGCUUUGUGGGAGGGCAUUUAGCAUAUCUCGCAUGGAGAUACAAGUCCAGAUGGGAUCAGCUCUUAUAUAGCUACAAAAUUAUAAAUUAGGGUGUUAGGGCUAUGCGAGCGUGUGCAGAAGGGUGGGAAGAGAUAUUAUCGAGUGAAUCUUAUUAGCCUUAGAAAAAGUAAGUAAAGUUAUAAGUCCACAUUGCUUAACGGAUAAAUAACUGAAGUCAAAGAUUUGCGGUAAGUUAUACACUCCUUAAUUGAGAAGCGAUCAGGCACAAAUAGCUGCACACAGACUAUUGCACGAAUAAUACAUUAACUAGCAUGCUGCAAUGUGUCAGAUAGGCACAUAGGCAUGAAUGGAUGGUACGUGCCGACAACAUAGUAGCUUACCAAAAUACACACAAAUGGGGACCAAAUGGUGAGAGAGAAGAGGGACAAGAGGAAUGAAGAAGGGGAAGAACAGGAGCACUAGGGAAGGAAGUGGCUACAGGCUCUUGAUCAAGCUAGAUAAAAACUUUCGCUAGAUAGAAACUUUCCCCCCAGCUUUCUUUCAAAGCCAUUUACUUGGUGGCUAACAACCCUGGUUUCCAUCUACUAGUUUCUUAAUUACAUUGAAAUAGAGAUUUAUCAGUCUUUAAAUAGUGUGAUUGUUGCAUUAAUAAGAAUUUUAAAAAUGGUGCGAUAAUUAUGAUAAAAAGUUAUGAUCUUCUAAUGAGAGAAAACCCACAAAAUAUCUCUUAAAAUUGAAGUAAUUAGUAAGAGGAAGGAGUUUUUUAAAGUCACAAGAUCACUAGGAUCUACAAAAGCAAUGAUGACAUGCCAUAUGCUUUGCAAACAAUACAUUUUGUCUCAAACUGAAUUGAGUAUAAACCAAUAGCUUUGCUGAAUAUUGUAGAAAUGAAGAUAUCUUCAAAUAUAAAAACAAUUACUAAACACUAGAGUCUCUUAAUAUUGUUGUUAUAUAAAUACAUUAAAAGGAGUGCUUGUAACAAGAGAUAAAAAAAAAUUUAGUGCACUGAUGUCUAAUAUGUAGGGAUAUACUCAUGAAAUCUACUGUGUAUGGGGGAUUUACUAAUCCUAUGAAUUUUAAUUGUAAUUUUCUGGGAGAGAAGAAUGGAAGCUGAGGGUAGGAACACUUGAUAAACUAACAUAGGUGAAGGAAAGUUGAACCACUAGACAAUUGUGUCAAUAUCUCAUUCCUUUUUAGUGUGUGACUAGUGUGUCAACCUAAUUGAGUUAAUCCGACUAGUGUUGACUAUGUGUCAACCCAACCCAACUAGUGUCAACCCAACUAGUAAAUGAGAAAGAAAAACUUAUUAAACACUGAAAAUUAGGAAAAUAUUUUAAAGAGCUAAUUCACCUCAUGCUUGGUAUUCUAUUUAGCCUACUUGAGGGCCAAGAUACAAUAAUUGUCGAUCAUUAACAAAAUUGAAAGAUAUGUGUGACCCUUGGUUUAACUUAAUAAAAAUCUCUGCGAUUUUUAAUGCUUCAACUUUUUAAGUUCUAUUUUUUUAUUCUUCUUUAUAUGAAUUAAGUUGACUUACAUGCAUAUAAUACAUUUAGGGUGUGUCACUAUAGGAAUAAAAUAAGCUACCAUUAUAUCAUGAAGCUAGUCAUUUGAGCACACAAGUAUAUGUUGUUGUCACAGUUUUUAAUUAUGUUUAGACCACCAAAAAAACCAUGGCAAAAAUAUCCCUAUAAAAAGAUCAAACUCUCCAACCUACGACAUGAGGAAAAAUCAUUAUUGAGAACUCAUUUGCACAUUCUCAUGCAAGCAUUCAUGUGGCUUCUCACCAAAAGACAUGUCUACACAUCCAAGCAUAAGAACUUAUGUCAUUAAAAAUUACACAUAUAAUUUGCGAUAGCAUUUAUUUGUCGUAAUAUUUUAUUAGGGUACUUUUACUGCUCAUGCUGACCUAGGGUCAUUAAUGUAGAAGAGAAGAUAUAAAUUCUAAUAUGGUUAACCUUAUGAAGUGAUGAAUCUAAAAAUAGUGUUUCGGGGGAACACUUGGGCAGGUUCGUGCCUUAAAAUCUAUUUGAGGUUAGCAUAGCACAAGCACAUUGUCAUUAAAGAGUCAAGUAGGCCAAGUCAGCUGAAGCAUAAUAAUUUUUGGUUCCACAUAUUGAUAGGAAAUGAUAAUUCAAGAAGGGAAUCAAAAUCCAUCCCCUCUUGA